CGCCCGGAAUGUUUGUACACGGGCCGUUUCGGCGUGACCUCGGGUUCCGCGGCGGAAACAUUUACAAGUUGCAGAGGAAGGGAGGGAAGAAGCCGGAGUCGGCAGUGGCUGAGGAGAUGGCGGGCAAUUUCUGGCAGAGCUCGCAUUACCUACAGUGGAUUCUUGACAAGCAAGAUGUGAUGAAAGAGCGACAGAAAGACUUGAAAUAUCUGGCAGAAGAAGAAUAUUGGAAACUACAAAUAUUUUUUGCAAAUGUAAUUCAAGCCCUGGGGGAGCACCUCAAACUGAGGCAGCAGGUGAUUGCAACUGCAACAGUCUACUUCAAGAGAUUCUAUGCCAGGUACUCACUGAAGAGUAUAGAUCCAGUAUUGAUGGCUCCAACUUGUGUAUUUUUAGCAUCGAAAGUAGAGGAAUUUGGUGUAGUCUCAAACACACGUUUGAUUUCAGCUUCCACUUCUGUGCUGAAAACCAGGUUUUCUUAUGCCUUUCCUAAGGAGUUUCCCUACAGAAUGAAUCAUAUAUUGGAAUGUGAAUUCUAUUUGUUAGAAUUAAUGGAUUGCUGUCUGAUAGUGUACCAUCCAUAUAGACCACUACUACAGUAUGUACAAGAUAUGGGCCAAGAGGACAUGUUACUACCAUUAGCAUGGAGGAUAGUGAACGACACCUACAGAACAGACCUUUGCCUCAUGUAUCCCCCGUUCAUGAUAGCCUUGGCUUGUUUACACGUAGCAUGCGUAGUCCAGCAGAAAGAUGCCCGCCAGUGGUUUGCUGAACUCUCAGUGGAUAUGGAAAAGAUUCUUGAAAUAAUCCGAGUCAUUCUGAAGUUGUAUGAUCUAUGGAAGAAUUUUGAUGACCGAAAAGAAAUGGCUGGAAUCCUUAACAAGAUGCCAAAACCUAAACCACCUCCAAACAGUGAGGGAGAACAGGGCCCUAAUGGUAGUCAGAAUUCAACGUACAGCCAGUCGUAAGAAACCGACAAUUCCAUGUACCCAAAGAUGUAGCGCUGAGUGGAUUUCGACUGUCUGAUAGACAAGGAACCUCCUUGCACUUCACAAAGACUUCUCUGCUAGUAAGCACAGAGGAGGGAAGAGCCCUGAUAUUGAGACUGAAUGUGAAUCAUCACAGUUACUCAGAUAAAAAGCUAUUAUUGGAAACUAAGAAUUGCUGCUGUGGAAAAAAACACUUGAGUUUCAUUUAUGUUUGUGACUUUGUCUAAUGUUUUAGAGAGAACAUUUUGUUGAUUGUCCUACUCAUGCUGCAUUUUAGAUCUAUGCCUAGUGAAACCUACACCGGGGGAAAGAACUUAAGUAGAUUCCCCAUUUGAAUUCUGAAUUAAAAUCUAGGGGAAAAUCAUUCUGUGUUUGGGAGGAUAAGGGGGAAUGUGGCUCCAUUUUUCUGAUUUUCUUUUCCCUGGGUAAGGGUGUGUACCUUUUUAAGAAACAACAAAAUAAUGUUUGGUACUUGAAAUAUGUGGAAUUAAUUAUGAAAUUGAAUCUAUAGAGUUUGCAACAGAGAUUUCUAUUGUGAAUUCAAGUUUCAGGUUUCCAGAUGCAUUAGGAUUGACCCUUUCUAUUUGCAAAGCUCUGGGGUAAAACUGUUAUUUUAAUCUUUAAACAAAGUAAAGGAAGAAAAUUUGAAAUACCAUUUUUAAAGAUGAUUUUUAAUAGGGUUACUUCUAGUUUGGUAGAUAGAGUCCUAUUGCAAUGUUUGUGAUACAACAACUGAUCUUUGGGCUUGGCCGUAGCAUCUGUACAAGAUGCAUGGUAAUAUUUGAUGAGGUUGACAAUACUCUGGUUACUUGUUUAUUAACUUGAAAGUGGCCAGCUGAACUUCAAAAGCAAACAAAAUGAAUUGGUGCCAAUGGCUGCUUUUUAACUGUCUUGAUGUGUAUGAGGAAUAAAUGUGCAGACUUUGUAUUUUUCUCUUCAUGCCUGUUUAAAUCAUUUCCUCUUGGAGGUUUCUCCUCAUCAUCACUAUUUGGAUGUCAAUUUUAUUAAAUUUGCCAUCGUUGAAGUGACAUUCACAUUGAACUUUGUGUAACUGAAUACAGCUAUCACAAAAAUGACAACACUUAAAAGUGUUUUAGUCUGUAAUGGCCUUCAGGAUUUCUAUAAAUAACAAAAUAGAACACAAUUCGAAGUCCUUUAUUCACUGACUGUUACAGAAAGGGACCUACUUGUAAUGAACAGAAGUAUUGUCAUAUUUGAUACCUUUUUGAGCCAUGCUAAAAUAUGACUAACAUUUGUGAUGUUUAAUAUUUUCAGAAAGUACAGUGGUUGAAACAAUCAGGUCAGUAGAAAUUAUUACACCAAACAGUGAAGAGCAACUUCUACUGAAAUUCCUAGAAAGCACAUUUUCAGAUGUUUUUCCUAUUAAAGUGAAUUGUGAAAUUAAUGUUAAGAGUUGUAUUGCAAUAAAGUGGACAUUUUUCAUUUUA
Messenger RNA from Hypanus sabinus (Atlantic stingray), 2437 nucleotides. RefSeq names its product cyclin C (gene ccnc). Gene Ontology annotation, molecular function: cyclin-dependent protein serine/threonine kinase regulator activity. NCBI's taxonomy places the organism in Eukaryota, Metazoa, Chordata, Chondrichthyes, Myliobatiformes, Dasyatidae. Gene Ontology annotation, biological process: positive regulation of transcription by RNA polymerase II. Gene Ontology annotation, cellular component: mediator complex; nucleus. Bases 9 to 968 code for a protein of 319 amino acids. The record is from RefSeq and is a predicted model, not a curated record. The transcript is spliced from 12 exons.